Molecule: messenger RNA, 829 nt
Organism: Pseudoliparis swirei
Lineage: Eukaryota; Metazoa; Chordata; Actinopteri; Perciformes; Liparidae
Gene: mrpl32
Product: mitochondrial ribosomal protein L32
Exons: 3
Coding region: 72-617 (181 amino acids)
Biological process (GO): translation
Cellular component (GO): mitochondrial large ribosomal subunit
Molecular function (GO): structural constituent of ribosome
Source: RefSeq, a predicted model, not a curated record
UGACGCGCUGAAUCUCAGUGACCGUGAGCUCUUUGACAUGCUGAACGGGGCGGAAGCGUGCUGACAACGGAAUGAUGAACAUCGCUGCGUUGGUGCAGAGCCUCCGGUGCUCUUUGCUACACAUUGAAAGCAAACUUCUGCAGGCGGCCGGGCUGCCGUUAGAGAGACAGCUGGCGCCCGCUCUUGCAGCGAGUGGCCCCGGCUUUCGGCCUCAGCUCGACCGGGAGGAGCUGGAGGAGCAGCGCGACGAGCGGCGGCCUCCGGGCCUCGUCGACGGCAUCCUGUGGAUGGCGGUGCCCAAGAAGAGGCGCACGAUCGAGAUCAACCGCACCAGGAGGAGAUCUGACAGCAAGAUGUUGCAAGUCCAGAACAACGUCGAGCCGUGUCUGGAGUGCGGCCACCUGAAGCAGAAACACACCAUGUGUGGCUUCUGCUACGCCAAGGUGUGCAAGGAGACGGGUCUGAUUCGCCAGCAGAUGAAAGCCAUGGAAGGCGGCCCGCUGGGGGCCCCCAGCGUGGAGACCGUGGUCCUGUACGAGGGCGAAACCCCCAGUGCGCUGGACAAGGACAAGAGGAUUGUGGAGAGGGCCAGGAAGAGGCCCGCCUGGUUCAGCUAAUGAUGAUGCUGCACACACACACAGACACACACACACACACACACACACGCGCGCACACUUUACUAUAUCAAAGAUGUGUUACUUUAGGGCCACAUUUGAGAUUUACAUUAUCGGACGUACAUUUUCUUUGUCAUUGUAUUAAAUAAUAUUUUCGACUGAAGUGUAUUGUACAUUUUGUUGUUUGACAAUAAAUCCAUUAUUUAAAAAAUAAA